ACUGACCGCUCCCCGUCUCCUCCCCAUCCCCACCAUACGCCUGCUUCGCGUUGGCGUCGUAUGCACUCUUUGCAGGCUUCCCCGCACCCUGGACCGAGUUAAGUCAGUGCAAAGCCGGGAGCGCCGGGGGAAAUAAGUGUCCACUCUUCGUCUGGUACCAUGGCUGAGUACGGCUACACGCAGUAUUCGCCCAGGUUCUGGUCGCCCCGGAUGCACGAGAAGCUGAUCGUGGAGAAGCACAUCGAGAUCACGUCUACGGAGAGUGACCGGGUGCGCGCGACCGUCCCGCACCGCUGCCUGCGCUACGGGGAGGGCCCGCGGGAGACCCUGGACGAGUUCGGCGGCGACUCUCUACCCAACGAUGCUCCGAUAUUUGUCUACAUCCACGGCGGGUACUGGCAGCACCUCAACAAGGACAUAUCCUGCUACCCCGCGGGGCCGUUGGUCAAGGCGGGGAUACGAGUCGUGGUCGUCGGCUACGACCUCGCACCCGACGCCGACAUGAAGCGGAUCGUGGAGGAGACGAAGCGCGCCGGCAGCUACAUCAUGGACCUCGCUGAGAAGCUGGGCUCCAGUGGAGUUUGGUUUAGCGGCUUCUCCGCGGGGGGCCACCUCUCUGGGAUCCUCUUCGCGUCGGAUUGGAUGGAGUCGCUGACCCUGCGCCAAGUCCAGCUCGUGCGCGGCUUCCUACCCAUCAGCGGGGUGUUCGACCUCAAGCCCAUCGCGCACACGUACAUCAACGGGCCUCUCAAGAUGGACGAGGAGGAAGCAGACAAGCACAGUCCAAUGAGUAUGAAUGUAAGAUAUCGUGAUGUUAAGAUUCUGGCAAUCUUUGGACAGCAUGAUUCCCCAUCAUUUCAAGCACAGUCAAAAGAUUUCAUAGAGAAACUGUGCAAAGAAAAAUUUGAAGCCAGCUGGUUUGAAGUUCCAGAGAUGGAUCAUUUCAACCUAGUUGAAAACCUGUGUAAUUCUGAGUACAUUCUUACGAGAAAACUGAUCAGUAUUAUAAAGACAAACAAACUAAAAGAAGUUUGAGAUUAUUUGUUGGGACUUCAAUUUUUUGAAUUAUAUUUUCCAUUACUAAUUAACAUGAUGUCAUCUCCAUAACAAAUUAGUAAUUAAAAAAUGAGUGAAAGUUU
Molecule: messenger RNA, 1139 nt
Organism: Frankliniella occidentalis (western flower thrips)
Lineage: Eukaryota; Metazoa; Arthropoda; Insecta; Thysanoptera; Thripidae
Product: kynurenine formamidase
Source: RefSeq, a predicted model, not a curated record